Impatiens glandulifera is the source of this 1943-nucleotide messenger RNA. RefSeq names its product zinc finger CCCH domain-containing protein 29-like. Lineage: Eukaryota; Viridiplantae; Streptophyta; Magnoliopsida; Ericales; Balsaminaceae. Gene Ontology annotation, molecular function: protein binding; metal ion binding. The record is from RefSeq and is a predicted model, not a curated record. The transcript has 2 exons. The coding region runs from base 165 to 1763 and encodes 532 amino acids.
GAAAGAAAGAUAGAUAGAGCAACAGCAGCACACCUUCUUCUUCUUCUUCUUAACCCAGAAUCAGAUUAUAAAUAAACAGCAAUUUUCUCAACUCAAAAUCAUAUCUUUCUUCUUCUUACAACUUAAGUCAUCCAAUCUUCUUCUCAAGGUCGUAUAAUUUGGAUAUGGGGGAUGAUGAUGCUUCGAUUUUGCUCGAGUUGUCUGCCACUGACAAUCUCGAGGCCUUCAAACACGCAGUUGAAUACCUGGGUUUUCAUGUCGACCAAGUGGGUUUAUGGUACGGGAGAAGAAUUGGGUCCAGAAAGAUGGGAUUCGAACAGAUGACUCCUCUCUUCAUUUCUUCCAUCUAUGGAAGCUUCCGGGUCUUGAAUUACAUUCUUAAAACCGGGAAAGUCGAUGUUAACAGAGCUUCUGGCUCUGAUGGGUUAACCGCCCUCCACUUCGCCGCCGCCAGCGGGUUGGAUUCGUCUGCUGAGGUCGUCGAGCUUUUGAUCAACGCCUCUGCUGACGUCAACGCUAUUGACGUCAACGGUAAUCUUCCCGUAGACUUGAUUGCUCCUAGGUUGAAGAAUUCAAGCCAUUUGAAGAGGAGGAGAUUAGAGAUGUUGUUUAGAGGAGAAACUGAUGAUAUAGAGAAAGAGCCUACUAACUAUGUAAUCCCACAAAGCCAAAUGGGUAAAGAAAUUGGGGCAGGAGAGAAGAAAGAAUACGCCAUUGAAGUGCCUUUACCAGAUAUUAACAAUGGUAUUUACAGCACAGAUGACUUCAGAAUGUACUCGUUUAAGGUUAAGCCCUGUUCCAGGGCCUACUCCCACGAUUGGACCGAGUGCCCUUUUGUUCACCCUGGAGAAAACGCGAGAAGGCGCGAUCCCACCAAGUUUCAGUACACUUGCGUUCCCUGCCCGGAAUUCCGAAAGGGUAGUUGCAUAAAAGCCGAUACUUGCGAAUUCGCUCACGGCGUUUUCGAGUCUUGGCUUCAUCCUGCUCAAUACAGGACCAGGCUGUGUAAAGACGAGACGGGUUGCUCUCGAAAAAUCUGUUUUUUCGCUCACAAACGCGAUGAGCUUCGCCCGUUGUAUGCUUUAACUGGUUCGGCUCUACCCUCGCCCAAAACAGAGGUGACACCGCCAAUGUCCCCGAUGGCUAAUUCGUGGGCAGCGAACAAGAACAAGCCCAGCAGACUUAAGACGUCUAGAGAAUUGGAAUUGGAAUUGCAAUUGCAAUUGAUCAACUUAGAAAAUCAAAGGCAGUUUUCCGGUCUUUCGUCUUCCCCAUAUAGUAAUCGGAUGGGAGAAUUGACAUCAUCAUCAUCAUCAUCUCCGGUCAGGAUGUCUUCCCCAUAUGGGUUUGACUUUGACUCUUCAUCCAUGGCCAUGGCAGGCAUGAAUUCGAGGUCCUCUGCUUUUGCUGGCAAUAGAAGCCAGAGUUUCAUUGACCGAGGAGUAGCCGUGAACAGUUGCAACCGCCCGGUCAGUCUGGGGCUGACUGCGGCGGCUAAUUCGGCUGGAUUGACUUCAUCGAAGCUUGCGGAGUGGGGGUCUCCCGAUGGUAAACUGGAGUGGGGAUUCAGCAAGGAAGAGGAGAUGAACAAGCUGAAGAAAUCGGCUUCUUUUGGCUAUAGAAAUGGGAAUGUGACCACAAACAGAACCACGAUGGCGCCCUCGACCUUGAACCCACCGGCGGGACUCUCCUGGGUUCAUUCAAACUUGCCGUGGUCGGCCCAACAAUUCUACAUGUUUGAGCAGGAGAAGAUUUCUGCUUAAGCAAGAGCAAGAGCAAUAAUAAUAAAUCCUCCAAAUUUCUUUAUUAUUUUAAUUCAAAUUAGCAUGAAUUCGCGAUGAUUAAUUGACUGUAUUAUUAUUAUUGUUAUUGUUAUCAUAUGUUUGCCCAAAUCAUUAGUGGAAGAUGAAAAUAAAGAUGGAGGACUAACUAAUUAAGUGCUA